Rhineura floridana is the source of this 2664-nucleotide messenger RNA. RefSeq names its product death domain associated protein (gene DAXX). Gene Ontology annotation, molecular function: histone binding. Lineage: Eukaryota; Metazoa; Chordata; Lepidosauria; Squamata; Rhineuridae. The coding region runs from base 298 to 2571 and encodes 757 amino acids. The record is from RefSeq and is a predicted model, not a curated record. The transcript has 7 exons.
GGCCCCCUUCCCAUUUGUGGUGGGGUAGGGCAGACUUGGUGGGGGCUCGGUGGGGGCAGGGAGCAUCAGCCCCUCCCCCCAGAUGGGAGCCCCUCUUCUUGGGGAGGUGAACGGCUUUACUCUGCCCCUCUCUCUCUUCCGUGGGGGGCUCCCUCCUCCCCCUACCCCCUUCCUGGGCCAGCGUGGCCAGACCUGCUUCAGGGGCGAGGCAGAGGGAGGGUCUCUGUCUCUCUCUUAGGCGCGACCCCUCCCCGCCAAUACAGACACGUGGGCACCCUCCCCUCCUCCUUUGUAUGUAUGUCUCUUUUUUCCCCCCCAGGUGCCAGGCGGUCCGUUUCCCGCCCGCCCUCUGACCCACUGCCUCCCUGCGAUGCUCCCCCCGCCCGCCUCUCUCUCCGGCCCCUGAGCCCUUGGGGGGCCGCCGCUGCCAUGGCUUCCCCGAGCGACAGCAUCAUCAUCCUGGACGGAGACGACGACGAGGACGACGGAGCCCCUCAGCCGUCGCCUCCUCCUCCUCCUGCUGCUGCUGCCGCCGCCGCCGAAAAGGCAGCCGAACCCCCCGGCCCCAGCGGCGGCGCCCCCCCACAGCUGGCCCAGGCCAGGGGGGGCGCAGGGCACAGAGCCCCCGCCCUGGGGAAGGACCCCGCCAGCCUCAGAGUGGAGAAUGAGCGGCUCUUUGCAGAGUUCAUCGCCUUCUGCUCCCAGCAUACUGCAGACCACCAGGAGGUGAUGCCCUACCUGGCCGCCCGCCAUCAGAAGGCCAGCCCUGACUACCUGGACUCGGUGGAGUUCCGCAACGUACUGGGGCGUUGCCUGACGCGGGUCCAGGCCCGGCCAAGCAAGGUCUACGUCUACAUCAAUGAGCUGUGCACGGUCUUCAGAGCCCAUGCCCAGAAGAAGCUGCAGGCGGCCCCCGACCCCAGCGGCAGUGGCCCCUCUGCCCCUUGCGAGCCCCGGGAGGGCUCCAAGCGGCAGAUCCGCUAUCUGGAGAACCUGCUGCGGGUCUGUGCAGGGGAGAUCCGGAAGCUGCAAGAGCGGGAGCUGGACCUGGAGGAGCUGGACAAUGAGGACUCCGCCUACAUGCAGGAGAGCCGCCUGAAGCGGCGCAUGAUGCGCAUCUUUGAGCGCCUCUGUCAGCUGAAGGACUGCAACAGCCUGACGGGGCGGGUGAUUGAGCAGCGCAUCCCCUACCGCGGGACCCGCUACCCAGAGGUCAACCGCCGCAUUGAGCGCCUCAUCAACCACGACCCCGAGGCCUUCCCAGACUACGCCGACAUCCUCAAGGUGGUGCAGAAGGCCAGCACCCGCCACAGCCUGAACCUGCCCAAGCGGCAGAUGGAGAGCAUGGCAGCCGACGCCUUCCGCGAGGUUGGGAACCGCCUGCAGGAGCGGCGUCACCUCGACCUCAUCUACAACUUUGGCAACCAUCUCACCGACCAGUACCGGCCCAAUUCUGAUCCGGCCCUGGCAGAUGGUGAGCUGGCCCGGCGCCUGCGGCAGAACCGUGAUAUGGCCCUGCGGCGCCUGGAACAGGUGACGUCGCAGUUUGCACAGCUGCAAGACCGGAGCGAGGAGGAGGAGUGGUUGCAGCGGCGCAGGCGGGGGGGGCGUGCCCAGGCAGGGUCCAGCAGUGCUGCCGGGUGCCAGCAGGGGGAGCUGUCCUCUCCCAAGGAGGGCAGCCAAAGUCCCAAGGGGGUAAGCAAAGAGGCAGAAUGGGGGGAAGAGGAGGAGGAGGAAGAGGAGGAGGAGGAGUCCUCGUCUGAGUCAGACAUGGAAGCAGAACUGGAGAAGAGCCUGGAGGACAGAGAGGAUGCAGAAGGGGUUGUGCCAGAUGAGGAGCCCCCUGCCCAGGAGGUGGAGGCUGACCAGCACAUGGACUUGGGGGCACCCGAGCUCGUCCCGUACUCCUCUGACGAGGAGGAGGAGGAGGAGGAGGAGGACGAUGGGGCAGAAAGAGAGGAGGGGCAGCAGCAGCAGCAGGAUGUGGGGCCGGCCCCUGCGGACUCCAGGCGUUCCAGCAACCCACCUGCCCUCGGCAAUUCCCCCUCCCAGCAGUUCUUCCUGGAGAUCGAGGAGGCCCUGCCCCUGGAGGCUGGCGAGACGCCGCCCCCGACCCCCUCUCCUCCGUGUCAGACUGAGCAGGGGGACGACCUCCCGGUCUGCCUGUCUGAGCUGAAGCCUCAGCCGGCCGUCAAGCACAGCCGGUUCCUGGAGAAUGGGAGGCCCCGUAGGCUGGAUGCCACCUCCCUCCACGGAAUCAAUGGGGAGCCCCCCAGCAAGCGGAGCAGGCACGAGCAGCGGGUGUCCAACAGCAGCUGCAUUGAAGUGCCCAGCGCUGGGUCGUCCGAGGAGGAAGACGACGAGGUGCUCCUCAGCCUGCCUCCCCAGCAAAGCCCGGCCCCUGUGGCAGACUCCACGUGCGCCGACUCCCCCGGGCUGGGGCUGGUCACCAGUUCCCAGGGCAGCCCCCAGCAACAGCAUCCGGGGCUACUCCUUGCCAAGGUCUGCAAGACCAGCGUGGCAACCCAGUGUGACCCAGAGGAGAUCAUCAUUCUGUCGGACUCAGAUUAGCCCCCUCCCUGCCGCAACCCUCCUUCAGGUGCUACGGAGGAGGAGGAGAGAUGCACGGACAGACGGAGCGGGGCCAGUGUCUCUUUCAUUGGA